This is a messenger RNA of Onthophagus taurus, 4032 nucleotides long. RefSeq names its product Nostrin (gene Nost). Gene Ontology annotation, cellular component: plasma membrane; cytoplasm. Gene Ontology annotation, molecular function: protein binding. The record is from RefSeq and is a predicted model, not a curated record. Lineage: Eukaryota; Metazoa; Arthropoda; Insecta; Coleoptera; Scarabaeidae.
CAUGCGUUCCGCAUCUGACGAAGCGCACAUGUACUUUAUUAUACACCUUCUAAGUUCCAAGCUAGGCUGCGUAUUCACUCUCUAUAUCCAUCCACACGGAAUAAGUAUACACAAAACGCGGAGUUUUUAUUUUUGUGUUUUAAUUUUAGACGCGCGGAUUCUUAAUAUAGUGCAAGGUGCCGUUGCUGGAGGUAGAACGGAGACGAAAGCAUACCCAGCUUUUUAGAUACCAUCGUUUUAGUUUCGAUUAGAGCACCUCCUGUGGAUGUGUGUGUGUGGAAAAUCAAACGCGCGUCCGACGCGGAUUUUUUUUGUUGCUUUCCAACCGCGUCCAGUUCAGUCGUGUGCGAUAGCUCCGAGUGUUUCGAUCGAACAAUUUAUUUUUAUUUUUUUUUUACUCGAAGAACACAUUUUCCACGAUGGGGAUUCUCAACAUUCAGUGCAGUUUUGAGUUUAACCACGUGCGUUUAUAAGACUUCGGUCGGAAAAUAAAUAGAAAAAAUUACAAAAUUAAAAGAAUUAUACAUAAAUAAAUCGAAUGUGAUUUGUGGUUUUUCGUUUUUGUGUGUUGUUCGAAAAGUAUUAUGUAAAAUAGGAGUGGUGGGAAAAACGAUGAAGAAAUUUUAUACGAAAUUCUCCAAACAACAAUGGCGAACAACCGUACCAAAUUUGAACACAUCAAUUUUCAAAAAAUACUCUAAAGAUGAUUCAAAUAAAGAAAAUCGAAUGUCUUCGGCGAGCUACGAUCUCCAAAUGGCAGAAAAAAAUUACGUGGUUAGCGAUGAAGUUCCAACUACGAUUGAUUCGGACACAGAGCCGGAUGAAGUUUUUGAAGAUGCCCGAACGAUAAUCCAAAAAAGUAAAGAAGACGUUUCGAAAAAUAUAAAAUACGACUCAGAUCUUUACGUGGAAGUCGAGCCCCCCGCAAUAUCAUUAAAAAAUAAUUCUAAAUACGAAGCGGAGGUUCCCAGCAUUUCAUUUUCGUUCUUCGAAAACAGAAAUUACGAUCAAGUUAGGGUUCAUAAAUCGGAAUUGAAGAUUGAAUUAACCAUACCGGAACUUGAUGAGAAAACAUCUGGGUUAUCAACUCCAACUGAUUCCCAUUCUUACGUAAACGAAGUGUUUUCAACUCCCCAAUCCAACAUAACACCCGAAGAAUACAGCGUUCCUAUCAAAAUCAGCGAGAAUCAUUUAAAAAUGUUGGAAUUUGCCGAACAAAACAUCAACAAAGAGGAGCCUCAAGAAAACGACGGGGAAAGGAUUUUAAAUUUUGUCCCAAAAAAGCUCAGCUUCGAAGAAAUCGAAAACCUAGCGAACAACGACGAAAUCGACGCCUACGUCCGAAAAAGCUUAGAAGAAAUUUGCCCCCCAAUAAAAUCCGGAAGCGACCCAAAUCUCUCCCACACCAUCCAAGAAGAAGAAGUAACCGAAUACAAAGUACCAAAAUCACUAAAAAGAAACCGCUUAUCCCAAUCAAUGAACGAUUUCAACCCCGACACAAUCCAACCGAUCACCAAAGACAUCGACAUCGAACACAUAUCUUGCAGCCAAGUAAUCAUGGAGAACCCCAACGAAAACUCGAUAAACAUGGAUUAUUGCAAAACAAGAAGUAAACUCCCAAUUAAAUUAAGACGAGUUACUUUAUUAAGAAAACCGAAAUCGAAAGCUGUCGAUACUUGGACUAACAUUAAAUCGAAAGUAAAAAAUUUUAAAGAAUCUAGUCAAUUAAACGAUAACAAAGACAAAUUAGCCAAUAAUAUCGAAGAAAUGUAUAAGAACUCAAAAAGUAAAUGUAAAAAAGUUUUAAAACAAACUGGGAUGAUGUUUAAAAAAAGAGACCAAGAAAAUAUUGAUCCAAACGAUAAUUCAUCACAAAUGAUCAAAAAUGAUGCAUUUUUCGCUAAUUUAAAUCAACACGAAGAAUCGCCGAAUAUUAGUGAACCUAUCCCUUUAGGAAGUUGUGAUAAAGUUAAAUUCGCAGGAAGUAAUGAUACCGAUAAAAAUCAAGAAUUUGAUUUUAAUACGAUUAGGAGUGCUUUUAGACGAAGUAAAGUUAUUCUAAAUGAGGGUCAAAAUGGAUUCGAUGAUUUACGUCGUUACGUAAAACAAGGUGGCGAUUUCUGCAAAGAACUUGCUACAAUUCUCCAAGAAAGAUCAGAAGCCGAAGUUCAAUACGCAAAAAACCUCUCGAAAUUAAGUAACAAAUUGGUGAAAGCAUGCAGAGAAGGUGUGGGUGGAUUAAACGAAGCGUGGAGAGCGGUUGCGUUGGAAAUGGAAGCACGAGCUGAAUGUCACCGAUUGUUAGGAGUAGCUAUUUUAGAAGAUGCGGCGAAACCGUUAAAAAAUUUAACUGAAAGUCAACACCGAUUAAGAAAACAAAGUGAAAGCAUGGUGGAUAAAGCGGCGAAAAAUUUAGGGGAUUGGAGGGCGGCCGAAGCGAAAAGUAAGAAACACAGUCAUACUUGCGCGAGGGAGAAUGAAAAACUUCAGGACGCUAUGUUGGAUAAUAGGUGGGUUUUGAAGUGGGGAUCUGCUGAGGGUUUGGCUCAUUACUACGAAAAAAAGAAAAAGAAGAGAUUAUCAAGAAGUGCAAGUUUGAUUCAUUUAGCUCAGAUUCAUAGACAGAACUCUGAUAAAGAAAAUGCUAAACUUGAAGGAAAGAAAAGAAAAGCUGAAGAUGCGGUGAAAAAAGCAGACAUUGAAUAUUAUACAUUGUGUGUUCGCGCUGAGCGAGCACGGCUUGAAUGGGAAUCUUCAGUAUCAAGAGGUGCCACGAUAUUCCAAUCAUUAGAAGACGAACGAUUGGGUAGCUUAAAAACAGUUCUUUUAUCAUAUUUAAAUAAUAACAUAGAUUUAGGGCCAAAACUAGUUGAGGCUUCUGAAAGGUUGAAGUCACCUUUUGAUAAUAGUGACCCGGCCCAAGAUUUAAACACAUUCAUCAGCCUUAGACAAAGCUCCCAACAAAUCUCAGAACAACUCCUACCCGACUUUUAUUGCGAACACAUCACGUGGGCAAUGAACAAAGAAAGACGUAAACAAGCCUUGGUGAAAUUGGCUCAUUUGAUUCGACAAGAUAUCGAAAGAGAGCGGAAAUCUAAAAACGGACUUGAGAAUUUAAGUAGAGCUAUCAAGCAAACUCCAACUUUUGGUGCUGAGGAUUCAAAUCAAAGUGUUUCGGAGAAAUUAUAUCAUAUGAAAUCGAUGUUAACGUAUUUAGAAGGCGCGCGAUAUAAAAUUCAAAGUGCUUCCGCUGAACUUGAAGGACGCCAAAAAAACGGACACCCAUUGGCUUCUCAUAUCACGAUAACUAGAGAUAAAUCCGGUUUGCAACAAAGCGUUCUUAAAGUACCCCAAUGGCUCAAAGAACAGUGGUGCGAACCGGAAGCGAGUCCUAUUAGUGAAAAAUCAACCAAAUCUAGUAAUUCUCAUAAAUCUGAUGGUGUUGAUGGUGAAGAUCCUGAUUGGACCGAUCGAGGUACAGCAGAUGGAAAUUCAAAUCAACCAGAUUCAGAUUUUGAUGAGUUUUCUUCUCAAGGAAGUAGUACACACGAAGAAGUAACAGAAGAAAGCCCAAUUCAGCCAAUAGCUCAAUGUAAAGCAUUAUACGCAUACACGCCAAAUCUUUCUGAUGAAUUAGCCCUUCAUCCUGGAGAUAUACUUUCAGUAUAUCGUCAGCAAGAAGAUGGUUGGUGGCUAGGAGAAUGUAACGGAUCUGUGGGAAUUUUCCCAGCAACUUACGUUGAAACAUUACCUGCACCUAACACUGCCAUAAAGUGUUAAAAACUUUCAUUAAAAUAGUUAAUUAAUCGGUUAAUUGAUUAAUUGUUUUAAGUUAAUUAAAAACCAUAACGAUCGAAAUAAUCGAAUUUGAUUUUUAUUGCGACAAUUUCUGAAACGAUACUUUUAUUUCUGUUUUACGAACGUAAAUUUACGUUUUGUUGUUUGUACCAUAAAAGUUGUAUAUUUAUUUCUCCGAUUGUAUAAUUAUUUAGGUAUAAAAUUUGUUUAUAUCGACUAAAAUGUAUAAAAUUA